AUGUCAGAAUUGAAUAAUGUGCUGAAGUUUAAAAAAUUGACUGAGCACGCUUUCACACCCUCAAAAGGUUCGAAACUUGCUGCUGGGUUUGAUUUAUACAGUGCUUACGACCUGACAAUUCCGGCUAAUGGGAAAUCCCUCGUAAAGACAGACAUUCAGAUAGAACUUCCCGAAGGAUGUUAUGGUAGGAUUGCGCCAAGAUCUGGUCUGUCGUGGAAGCACCAUCUUGAUGUGGGAGCUGGUGUAAUAGAUAGAGAUUAUAGAGGCGAUAUUGGCGUAAUCUUGUUUAAUCAUGCCAAGAGUGAUUAUAAAGUGAAGAAGGGGGAUCGUAUUGCCCAACUGAUCUGUGAAAAAAUUAUAUAUCCCGACAUAGAGCAAGUUGAAGAACUGACGAAGACAGAGCGUGGUGAAGGAGGCUAUGGAUCUACAGGCAAACAGUAACGGAUUAUAUUUUCAUA
Penaeus monodon (black tiger shrimp) is the source of this 458-nucleotide messenger RNA. It is a transcript of the gene dUTPase, whose product is annotated as deoxyuridine 5'-triphosphate nucleotidohydrolase-like. Gene Ontology annotation, molecular function: magnesium ion binding; dUTP diphosphatase activity. Lineage: Eukaryota; Metazoa; Arthropoda; Malacostraca; Decapoda; Penaeidae. The record is from RefSeq and is a predicted model, not a curated record. Bases 1 to 441 code for a protein of 146 amino acids. Gene Ontology annotation, biological process: dUMP biosynthetic process; dUTP catabolic process. The transcript has a single exon.